Varanus komodoensis (Komodo dragon) is the source of this 721-nucleotide messenger RNA. It is a transcript of the gene NME9, whose product is annotated as NME/NM23 family member 9. The transcript is spliced from 6 exons. The record is from RefSeq and is a predicted model, not a curated record. The coding region runs from base 17 to 481 and encodes 154 amino acids. NCBI's taxonomy places the organism in Eukaryota, Metazoa, Chordata, Lepidosauria, Squamata, Varanidae.
CUGCAAGUCCAUUAAGAUGGUUGUCACUAAUCAGGAACUUUGGGAAGAAAUGCUAGGUACCAAAGGACUGAUUGUGGUAGAUGUUUAUCAAGGAUGGUGUGGACCAUGUAAGACAGUUGUAAACCUCUUCAGGAAAAUAAAGAAUGAACUUGGUGAUGACCUCCUACAUUUUGCUGUGGCUGAAGUGGAGUCAAUUGAUGCCUUAGAAAAGUAUCGUGGAAAAUGCGAGCCAACAUUUCUCUUUUAUGCUGGAGGAGAGUUAGUAGCAGUUGUAAGAGGAGCAAAUGCACCAUUACUACAGAAAACCAUUCUGAAACAGUUAGAGUCAGAAAGACUUGUUUUGGAUCAUGGAGCAGACAGAGUGGUGAUCCAGGAUGAAGCCCUUCCUAAAGAAGAAGAAAGCACUAUUGUUGGGAUUGAGGAGGAAGAGGAUGAGGAGGGGGAAGAAGAGGAUGGUGAGGAAGAGGAAGCAGAUAUGUAAUACGCGGUGGUGGGGCCAGCAUGCCACCUCUCUACUUAAUCUUCUCCUUGUAUGAGAAGGUGAAUGUUCCUGGAUACUUCAUUUUUUGUCAUUGUUCCAGCUACUUCAAGAACAUAUUAUUCAGUUCAAAUGGAACAUCUUCUGGGGCAUGCAAAUGAAUUAGACUUGACUUGCCCAAGGACUUUGUGGAACUUUAAAUACUGAAGGAGUUCAGUAUGAGUGUUAAGGUGACCUUACUUU